Plodia interpunctella (Indianmeal moth) is the source of this 1293-nucleotide messenger RNA. RefSeq names its product lethal (1) G0320. Bases 138 to 974 code for a protein of 278 amino acids. The record is from RefSeq and is a predicted model, not a curated record. The transcript has 5 exons. Lineage: Eukaryota; Metazoa; Arthropoda; Insecta; Lepidoptera; Pyralidae. Gene Ontology annotation, cellular component: endoplasmic reticulum; endoplasmic reticulum membrane.
AAGAAAAUUGGCAUUUUGCCUCGAGUUUUGUGUGGCGUUGGGCUGAAUGUGAUAGAAAAGUGAAUGGCCUACAAACCACUCAGAUAGUAGCCGCCGUAAUAUCAAGUUAAAGUUUUAAGUUUAAUUUAGAAAUCAAUAUGAAACUUUUAUAUUUGACGUUCCUGGUGCUACCGGCGGCUUUGCUGUGUCUGCAGACAAACACAAUCUUAGCAAGGGCCGAAGAAGACGAGCUAGAUGAUGUUGUAGACAUUGAAGGGGAAGACAACCAGGUGGUCGGGGAUGAUAUCAGUGAAGAUGAUGACUCUGUAGUGAAGUCCUCGCAGGACGUAGACACGACAAUACUGUUCACCAAGCCUGUGCCUAAUUAUGGAGAUAAUGCUUUUGAUUUGCAAGCUGGAUUCCCAGUGGAAUUCCUUGUUGGUUUCAUCAACAAAGGUGUUGAAGACUACAUAGUGGAAUCUAUGGAAGCCUCGUUCAGAUACCCUAUGGACUACACAUACUAUAUUCAGAACUUCACCGCUCUGCCGUACAACAGAGAAGUCAAGCCAAAACAGGAAGCCACUUUUGCAUACUCUUUCAUCCCUAAUGAGGCUUUUGCGGGUAGACCUUUUGGAUUAAAUGUACAGUUGAACUACAGGGAUGCCAGCGGAAACUUCUACCAGGAGGCAGUGUACAACCAGACAGUGAACAUCGUAGAAGUGUCAGAAGGUCUGGACGGGGAGACAUUCUUCCUAUACGUGUUCCUGUGCGCGGCCGGCGUGCUGGCGCUGGUGCUGGGGCAGCAUGGGCUGGCCUCACUGGCGCGUCGUCGUGCGCCGCGCGCCGCCGCUCGCGCGCCCGAGACCGGCACCGCCAACGGGGUGGACUAUGACUGGCUGCCCAGAGAAGUCGUCAACCAGCUCAAAAAAUCUCCCAAAACGCCCAAACAGUCUCCACGCGCAAGAAAGGCAAAAAGAUCAGCUGGCGACGAUUAAUGUAGCAUUUUAGUGUAUUGUGUACACCAAUUGCUGCGCCGAGUGCGACCGAGUGCAUGUGUUUUGACUAAAAUAAGAAUAGACCCUCAUCCAAUACCAAAAUCCAAAAAUUUCUGUCUUAUUUGCCUGAAUUUUCUUUUUUAGUGAAUACUCAUUUCUUUGUACAGUUAUAGAUGUAUUCUUAUUUUAGUCAGUGAUGAACAGACUGUUUUAGAUGCUAAGUGUGUGGUGAGAGUAAAUUAUGGAACAAACAGUGCUGAGAGCUUUGUAACAACGUGUGUGAAAGACGUUAAUUUAAUAAAAAAAUGUUACAUUUUUA